AGCUGGCUCCUAAAGUAUAAGAGAAUCGAACAUAUUUACCUCCAGCAUGUUACACAUUAAAAAAAGAUGAGAAACACCAAUUUUGUGAAACAUUGGCAAAGAUUAAGGUGCCAGAUGGUUUUUCAUCGAAUAUUCGAAAUUUGGUUUCCUUGAAAGAUUGUAGACUACAGGGUCUAAAGUCUCAUGACUGUCAUGUGUUAAUGCAACAAAUGCUUCCAAUAGCUAUUCGAGGCUUAUUAGAAAACCCCGUGAGAAAUGCUAUAAUCAGAAUGUGUUUCUUCUUUAAUGCCCUUUGCUCUAAAGUUAUUGACGUAUCAAAGUUGGAGGUUAUUCAAUUGGAAAUUGUGAAGACUUUGUGCUUGUUCGAACAAUAUUUUCCUCCAUCUUUCUUUGAUAUAAUGGUUCAUUUGGCAGUUCAUCUAGUUAGAGAAGUCACCUUGUGUGGGCCAGUUUGUUUUCGAUGGAUGUACCCUUUCGAGAGGUUGAUGAAAGUUUACAAGGGUUAUGUGCGAAAUCGAAGUCGUCAAGAGGGUUGUAUAGUUGAAUCUUAUAUAGCUGAAGAAGUAGUUGAAUUCUGUUCUGAGUAUAUGGUCAAUGUUGACUCAAUUGGAAUUCCAGUAAGGGCAAGAGAGGGAGUUGUAGAAAAUAAGGGUAUCAACAAUGGAAAACCUACUUUAAUGGAAAAAGAAGAUUGGGAGGUUGCUCAUCAAAAUGUCUUGGAGAAUACAGAUGAGGUUCAACCUUAUAUAGAAGAACAUUUGCAACAUCUAAAUAAGGAAAAUCGAACAAAAUCUAGAAAGCAGAUUCAAGAUGAGCAUCAUCGUACCUUUUGACAUUGGUUUCUUAAUAAGAUUCAGAAAGAGUUGACCGAUGAGUUGCAUGAAGUUACCGAAACUUUGAGAUGGCUUUCAUUAGGUCCGACUCGAUUGGCAAUUAAGCACGAUGUGUUUAUAAUUAAUGGUUGUAGGUUCAACACUAAAGCUCGUGAUGAUGUUAGGGUCACCCAAAAUAGUGGUGUAAGUAUUGUAGCUCAAACCUUGCAAGUCUCUAGUGCACGUGACAAGAACCCUAUAUAUGGUGAGAUGAAAUUUUAUGGUGUCAUUCAAGAAAUAUGGGAGCUUGAUUAUCGUGAAUUUAGGAUGCCGAUGUUCAAGUGUGAUUGGGUAGACAGCAAAAGUGGUGUAGAGAAAGAAAAGUUAGGUUUCAUUAAAGUUGAUUUGAAUAAAAUAGGACAUAAAAAAGACUCAUUUAUAAUGGCAAGUCAAGCUAAACAAUUGUUUUAUGUUGAGGAUCCUACUUCAUCAAGAUGGUCAAUAGUGCUUGCUUCACAACCAAGAGACAAAGUGCAUGAUGACGAUCAACAACAUGACUUUGGUGAAUUACAAACUUCAGAAAAAGAGUGUGGUUUUAUCCCUGAGUUUGAGGGAGUUGAAGCAAUUGUUGGGCCAUAUGUACGAAAAGAUGGUGAUGGAAUUUGGAUAGAUCAUGGAUCCAUUUGAUGAGCACCUUGAGGAGUACCUAGAGGGUGAUGAUGAGCAAGCUAAUGUUGAUUCUAUCGAUGAGCAGACUGAUGGUGGUUCCAUGGAUGUUGACCACGAGGAGGAGGAUAAUAAUAAAGAGAACGCGGAAGAUAAAAAGAAAACAUAUAAGCGGACACGAGGCAUAGUGCGAUUGACGAAGAUCAUAGCAGAUAAAAUUAAAGGAAUCAAACGCCAUUUGAGGUUCAAUAGCAGGGGGCAAUCGAUCGGGACCCCAAACAGAGAGCUUCAAUGUUAUUCAGGAAUGCAAGCCAAAAGUAUGGUGCCAAUUAACAUUGACAAUUGGCGCGAAGUUCCUAAAUCUAUAUUGGACAGCUUAUGGAAGGAUGUCAAUCUAGCUUUCCACCUAGAUGAGAAUAUGCGAAAAAAUAUUAUUGGCUCAGUGGGUAAUAAGUGGAGACAAUUCAAAUGUAAUUUGAACAAGAAGUUUAUAGUCCCUUACCUUAAUGACCCAUCUCUUUUGGAAGCAAACCCUCAUGGUCUCGAUAAACCUCCACCAAGCUAUCAUAUAGAAGAAACACAUUGGAAAGAAUUUGUCAAGAGAAGGACAUCCAAAGAGUUUCAAGAUUUUAGAAAAUUACAACAAGAAAGGCGUAAUAAUUUACAAUACCCUCAUAGGACUUCACGCCAUAGCUAUACUGAAUUGGAAGCUGAUUUAUGGGGCACAACAGAGCAAAUAGAUCGAUCUAUACUCUGGAAGGAGGCCAGAAAAGAUUCUUCUGGCAACUAUGUCACCGAGCGUGACAAGGUCAAGGGAGAGGCCAUUGAAGACAUGCUUGAGCAAAGAAAAGAGGGCAAACUGAUUGAAAUCGGAACAAAUGACAUCCUAACACAAGUGUUAGGUACUGCUGAGCACCCCGGUCGAGUUCGAGGCCAGAGUCGAGGUGUCACACAAAGAGACUACUUUCAUAAGCCUAUUGGGGGGGGGGGGGGGUCUAAGAGGCUUGCAGAAAAAACAAAUUGA
Molecule: messenger RNA, 2502 nt
Organism: Humulus lupulus (European hop)
Lineage: Eukaryota; Viridiplantae; Streptophyta; Magnoliopsida; Rosales; Cannabaceae
Exons: 7
Coding region: 1486-2502 (338 amino acids)
Source: RefSeq, a predicted model, not a curated record